Messenger RNA from Aureobasidium subglaciale EXF-2481, 1343 nucleotides. RefSeq lists its product as uncharacterized. The coding region runs from base 302 to 1228 and encodes 308 amino acids. NCBI's taxonomy places the organism in Eukaryota, Fungi, Ascomycota, Dothideomycetes, Dothideales, Saccotheciaceae. The transcript is spliced from 3 exons. The record is from RefSeq and is a predicted model, not a curated record.
GACCACACCUUUCUUCAUGCUGACAAACUAUGCUAUUGCAUAGAAGAACUGCAAUAGAAGGCAGGCUACAGGAAGACUUCUCCCGGCGACUCAGGUCUGAGUCCUAUCUCCCUUCGCCAAACGUCUCCAACUUCAUGCCCGCACAGAACGUCAUGUCGAUCAGUACCCAACUGCGCACGUGAACAGCAGCUUGCAGUCUGUCGUCUGGAAAUAACGACUUCUUGAUUCAACACUCCUUCGCCGCAUCCUCGUACACGAUCAAUAGCAUAAACCAACAUCCGCGGAAGCAUGCCAAGCAGCAAUGACACUCGUUUGGUGCGAAAGCCAAGACGCGACUGCAACACGAAUCCUACAAGGACAUAAACGCGUGCCUCUGAUCUGCCUGAUCAUCGUUAACAUCCCAGGCUCUGUACAAUCGAAUGGUCAGGUCCGUCGUGAACACCCUAUUUGGCACCACUUAGCUUUCGAUCUGAUCAUGCUUUCUCGCGCCGCUUUAUACGCGGUUCUCUUCGCAACCUGCACAAUCACCUCGACCAAUGCCGCCGGCUAUGCGACCCGCGAUCCCACGACUCCAGUCUGCUCAGGCUUCACCACCCUCACAAACACAAGCCACGUCUCUUAUUCCGAUGCCAAUCGAGUCAUCUCAAGCGGUGUAGUCUGCAAUACAAGCAACGUGUCCACUUCAUGCAGUGUGCUCAGUGGAGGAUGGUCUGAACUUUACAACUAUGUAUCAUUUGCGAAUGGCACCCAGAUCACAGAUCAGAGGUAUGCCGUCGGAUGGACCAUGUGGAAUUCGACUGGAGACUCUCGGGCGGUGUACGAUACCGCGGGCUAUGGAGCAAUGGAAAAUGAGACUGUCACUUUCGACCAGGGCACCAGUGGAUGGGUCGUGUUUACACCAGAAUACCGCUGUAUCAAUGGGCUAAUCCGAAACUGCCCUGCAAACUUCACUCUGGCAAACGACACUGAAGUCAGAGUCUGCUACCCCAUGUUCACCGACCGAUCAGUCGCUUUCGAGAGCACGACAGGUCACUUCGAAAACAUCAGUAUUAUUGCUGGUCAGAGGUUCAUCAACGAGACCAGUGUGAGCGCUGCUACGCAGUUAAAGGAGAAUCCGAAUAAUCGACCUCCAUACGGGCUUUCGUCUGGCGAUGCUGCGAAAAUGUUUAUUGGGUUUGGAGGAGUGUUGGGAUUAGUGGUGUUUUGGGUAGGAACUUUUGCUUUGUAAAGGAAGGAAGGAGGUGUAGCAUGUCUGGAUAGAUAGAUUUUCCUACCCAAUAGCUAACUCACAGUCUUUACUGUUUGUAGGUAUCGCGUAUUGUUCCCAGAUCUUUGUACCCCAG